GACUAUUCUUUCCCCUCCCCAUGCUACUUCUGGCAGCAAGCAGAUGGGUCAACCGGUUGCCGCCCACUUAGCAGCUUACUGAUGACUAUGGUGACCGAUGUGAUGCAUCUAAUUCUGUAUUCAUCGACGACUGCAAUUAUCCAUCAGCAUCGAUUAUCUUGCAACAUGACACAUUGAAUAUGCCAAUAGCAGUCAGAUGAUCGCAUCCAAUGUGAGCCGUCAAGAACAAAUUUUCCCAGGCUUAUCACAAUACAUUUUAGUUACUGAAGUUCAACCAGUCAGAGUUCUUUGGAGA
Molecule: messenger RNA, 295 nt
Organism: Geodia barretti
Lineage: Eukaryota; Metazoa; Porifera; Demospongiae; Tetractinellida; Geodiidae
Source: the annotation of a GenBank genome assembly